Morchella importuna is the source of this 498-nucleotide messenger RNA. RefSeq lists its product as uncharacterized. Gene Ontology annotation, molecular function: structural constituent of cell wall. NCBI's taxonomy places the organism in Eukaryota, Fungi, Ascomycota, Pezizomycetes, Pezizales, Morchellaceae. The transcript has 2 exons. The record is from RefSeq and is a predicted model, not a curated record. The coding region runs from base 1 to 498 and encodes 165 amino acids. Gene Ontology annotation, cellular component: fungal-type cell wall. Gene Ontology annotation, biological process: fungal-type cell wall organization.
AUGUAUUUCACAUUUCUGUUCUUCGUCUUCCUUUCCCUUUCGAUAUUCUCUCGCGUCAACUCGUCUGCUCUCCCUCAGGGCGUCUUUGAGACUAUUGUUCCUCCAGGAGGCAUUCCACCCGGGUGUCAGUCCACAUAUGGCGAAAAAUUCAACUUUAGGAGUAUAUAUGGCCCAGUUGGAUAUCCUGGAUUCCAUCGUAUCUGUGCUACCCCUGGACAGCUACAAAUCAGAGUUACCAACGGAAUCAUGACCGAUCAGAUAGGACGAAUUGGUGCCGUCGUUGCCAAUAGACAAAUCCAGUUUGAUGGGCCCCCAGCCCAGUCAGGCUCUGUUUACACCGGAGGAUGGUCUGUUUGUGAUGAUGGAACUUUGGCACUAGGACCACAGAAGUUCUUUUUUGCUUGCGCAAGUGGUACCUUUUCCAAUCUUUACGAUCAGAAAAUCGCGGGAUAUUGCAAGCAAGUAGUGUUCCAAAUAAUGCCUAUUGCGGACUGUUAG